GCAGAGAGGGCGGGAGCUCAGAAGAGGAAAAGUCUUCGGACUUGCAGGGGGAAUUCCUCCUGGGCUAACCCGGGAGCGGGGUCCACGCCACAACCGGCCAGCGGCGGCACAGGCUCCAUGUGCGGCUCCCCCUGGAGGCGGUUGAGCCCCUCGGAGCAGGAGCGCGCAGCACACACCUCGGGCAUCCACUGCCUCCCGCCCGCCACCGCACGCGCACGCGCUGUUAGUAGUCGCUGCUGCGCGGCCGCCGGCGGGACUGGUCUGAAGAGACGCGGGGACCAAGUGGCAACGACUUGGACAUCUGAGCUGUCACUGCCGAAAACAGGCCGCAAGAGAGAUAAUCAAUAUGCGUUUCCAAGCCUUUUGGCUAUGUUUGGGUCUUCUGUUCAUCUCAAUUAAUGCAGAAUUUAUGGAUGAUGAUGUUGAGAUGGAAGACUUUGAAGAAAAUUCAGAAGAAAUUGAUGUUAAUGAAAGUGAACUUUCCUCAGAGAUUAAAUAUAAGACACCUCAACCUAUAGGAGAAGUAUAUUUUGCAGAAACUUUUGAUAGUGGAAGGUUGGCUGGAUGGGUCUUAUCAAAAGCAAAGAAAGAUGACAUGGAUGAGGAAAUUUCAAUAUACGAUGGAAGAUGGGAAAUUGAAGAGUUGAAAGAAAACCAGGUACCUGGUGACAGAGGACUGGUAUUAAAAUCUAGAGCAAAGCAUCAUGCAAUAUCUGCUGUAUUAGCAAAACCGUUCAUUUUUGCUGAUAAACCCUUGAUAGUUCAAUAUGAAGUAAAUUUUCAAGAUGGUAUUGAUUGUGGAGGUGCAUACAUUAAACUCCUAGCAGACACUGAUGAUUUGAUUCUGGAAAACUUUUAUGAUAAAACAUCCUAUAUCAUUAUGUUUGGACCAGAUAAAUGCGGAGAAGAUUAUAAACUUCAUUUUAUCUUCAGACAUAAACAUCCCAAAACUGGAGUUUUCGAAGAGAAACAUGCCAAACCUCCAGAUGUAGACCUUAAAAAGUUCUUUACAGACAGGAAGACUCAUCUUUAUACCCUUGUGAUGAAUCCAGAUGACACAUUUGAGGUGUUAGUUGAUCAAACAGUUGUAAACAAAGGAAGCCUCCUAGAGGAUGUGGUUCCUCCUAUCAAACCUCCCAAAGAAAUUGAAGAUCCCAAUGAUAAAAAACCUGAGGAAUGGGAUGAAAGAGCAAAAAUUCCUGAUCCUUCUGCCGUCAAACCAGAAGACUGGGAUGAAAGUGAACCUGCCCAAAUAGAAGAUUCAAGUGUUGUUAAACCUGCUGGCUGGCUUGAUGAUGAACCAAAAUUUAUCCCUGAUCCUAAUGCUGAAAAACCUGAUGACUGGAAUGAAGACACGGAUGGAGAAUGGGAGGCACCUCAGAUUCUUAAUCCAGCAUGUCGGAUUGGGUGUGGUGAGUGGAAACCUCCCAUGAUAGAUAACCCAAAAUACAAAGGAGUAUGGAGACCUCCACUGGUCGAUAAUCCUAACUAUCAGGGAAUCUGGAGUCCUCGAAAAAUUCCUAAUCCAGAUUAUUUCGAAGAUGAUCAUCCAUUUCUUCUGACUUCUUUCAGUGCUCUUGGUUUAGAGCUUUGGUCUAUGACCUCUGAUAUCUACUUUGAUAAUUUUAUUAUCUGUUCGGAAAAGGAAGUAGCAGAUCACUGGGCUGCAGAUGGUUGGAGAUGGAAAAUAAUGAUAGCAAAUGCUAAUAAGCCUGGUGUAUUAAAACAGUUAAUGGCAGCUGCUGAAGGGCACCCAUGGCUUUGGUUGAUUUAUCUUGUGACAGCAGGAGUGCCAAUAGCAUUAAUUACUUCAUUUUGUUGGCCAAGAAAAGUAAAGACAAAAGGAGUACUAGAGCAAGAAGAAAAGGAAGAGAAAGCAGCCCUGGAAAAACCAAUGGACCUGGAAGAGGAAAAAAAGCAAAAUGAUGGUGAAAUGCUUGAAAAAGAAGAGGAAAGUGAACCUGAGGAAAAGAGUGAAGAAGAAAUUGAAAUCAUAGAAGGGCAAGAAGAAAGUAAUCAAUCAAAUAAGUCUGGGUCAGAGGAUGAGAUGAAAGAAGCAGAUGAGAGCACAGGAUCUGGAGAUGGGCCGAUAAAGUCAGUACGCAAAAGAAGAGUACGAAAGGACUAAACUAGAUUGAAAUAUUUUUAAUUCCCGAGAGGGAUGUUUGGCAUUGUAAAAAUCAGCAUGCCAGACCUGAACUUUAAUCAGUCUGCACAUCCUGUUUCUAAUAUCUAGCAACAUUAUAUUCUUUCAGACAUUUAUUUUAGUCCUUCAUUUCAGAGGAAAAAGAAGCAACUUUGAAGUUACCUCAUCUUUGAAUUUAGAAUAAAAGUGGCACAUUACAUAUCGGAUCUAAGAGAUUAAUACCAUUAGAAGUUACACAGUUUUAGUUGUUUGGAGAUAGUUUUGGUUUGUACAGAACAAAAUAAUAUGUAGCAGCUUCAUUGCUAUUGGAAAAAUCAGUUAUUGGAAUUUCCACUUAAAUGGCUACACAACAAUAUAACUGGUAGUUCUAUAAUAAAAAUGAGCAUAUGUUCUGUUGUGAAGAGCUAAAUGCAAUAAAGUUUCUGUAUGGUUGUUUGAUUCUAUCAACAAUUGAAAGUGUUGUAUAUGACCCACAUUUACCUAGUUUGUGUCAAAUUAUAGUUACAGUGAGUUGUUUGCUUAAAUUAUAGAUUCCUUUAAAGACAUGCCUUGUUCAUAAAAUCACUGGAUUAUAUUGCAGCAUAUUUUACAUUUGAAUACAAGGAUAAUGGGUUUUAUCAAAACAAAAUGAUGUACAGAUUUUUUUUCAAGUUUUUAUAGUUGCUUUAUGCCAGAGUGGUUUACCCCAUUCACAAAAUUUCUUAUGCAUACAUUGCUAUUGAAAAUAAAAUUUAAAUAUUUUUUCAUCCUGAA
This is a messenger RNA of Pan troglodytes (chimpanzee), 2899 nucleotides long. RefSeq names its product calmegin (gene CLGN). The record is from RefSeq and is a predicted model, not a curated record. The transcript has 15 exons. Gene Ontology annotation, biological process: protein folding; ERAD pathway. Gene Ontology annotation, molecular function: calcium ion binding. Lineage: Eukaryota; Metazoa; Chordata; Mammalia; Primates; Hominidae. Bases 347 to 2128 code for a protein of 593 amino acids. Gene Ontology annotation, cellular component: endoplasmic reticulum; endoplasmic reticulum membrane.